UGUCCGAGCUCCGCGUCCCACGCGGCACUGACCCCGCCGCCCAUGGCUCUGAUCAUGGAACCAGUGAGCAAAUGGUCUCCGAGUCAAGUAGUGGACUGGAUGAAAGGUCUUGAUGACUGUUUGCAGCAGUAUAUUAAGAACUUUGAGAGGGAGAAGAUCAGUGGAGAUCAGCUGCUACGAAUCACACAUCAGGAACUAGAAGAUCUGGGAGUCAGCCGUAUUGGCCAUCAGGAACUGAUCUUGGAGGCAGUUGACCUUCUGUGUGCACUGAAUUAUGGCUUAGAAACAGAAAAUUUAAAAACCCUUUCUCACAAGUUGAAUGCAUCUGCCAAAAAUCUACAGAACUUCAUAACAGGAAGGAGAAGGAGUGGCCAUUAUGAUGGAAGGACCAGCAGAAAAUUGCCAAAUGACUUUCUGACCUCAGUUGUGGAUCUUAUUGGAGCAGCCAAGAGUCUCCUUGCUUGGUUGGACAGGUCACCAUUUGCUGCUGUGACAGACUAUUCAGUCACAAGAAAUAAUGUCAUACAGCUCUGCUUGGAACUAACAACAAUUGUGCAACAGGAUUGCACUGUAUAUGAAACUGAGAAUAAAAUUCUUCACGUGUGUAAAACUCUUUCUGGAGUCUGUGACCACAUCAUAUCCCUGUCAUCAGAUCCUCUGGUUUCACAAUCUGCUCACCUGGAAGUGAUUCAGCUGGCAAAUAUUAAGCCAAGUGAAGGGCUGGGUAUGUACAUUAAAUCCACAUAUGAUGGCCUCCAUGUAAUUACUGGAACCACAGAAAAUUCACCUGCAGAUCGAUGCAAGAAAAUCCACGCUGGUGAUGAAGUGAUUCAAGUUAAUCAUCAGACUGUGGUGGGGUGGCAGUUGAAAAAUUUGGUGAAUGCACUACGAGAGGACCCGAGUGGUGUUAUCUUAACUUUGAAAAAGCGACCUCAGAGCAUGCUUACCUCAGCACCAGCUUUACUGAAAAAUAUGAGAUGGAAGCCCCUUGCUCUGCAGCCUCUUAUACCUAGAAGUCCCACAAGCAGCGUUGCCACGCCCUCCAGCACCAUCAGUACACCUACCAAAAGAGACAGUUCUGCCCUCCAGGAUCUCUACAUCCCCCCUCCUCCUGCAGAACCAUAUAUCCCCAGGGAUGAAAAGGGAAACCUUCCUUGUGAAGACCUCAGAGGACAUAUAGUGGGCAAGCCAGUUCAUAAGGGAUCUGAAUCCCCAAACUCAUUUCUGGAUCAGGAGUAUCGAAAGAGAUUUAACAUUGUGGAAGAAGAUACUGUGUUGUAUUGCUAUGAAUAUGAAAAAGGAAGAUCAAGUAGUCAAGGAAGACGAGAAAGCACACCGACCUAUGGCAAGCUACGACCUAUAUCUAUGCCAGUCGAAUAUAAUUGGGUGGGGGACUAUGAAGAUCCAAAUAAGAUGAAGAGAGAUAGUAGAAGAGAAAACUCUCUUCUUCGAUAUAUGAGCAAUGAAAAAAUUGCUCAAGAAGAAUACAUGUUUCAGAGAAACAGCAAAAAGGACACAGGAAAGAAGUCAAAAAAGAAGGGUGAUAAGAGUAAUAGCCCAACUCACUACUCAUUGCUGCCUAGUUUGCAAAUGGAUGCAUUGAGACAAGACAUCAUGGGCACACCAGUGCCGGAAACCACACUGUAUCAUACAUUUCAGCAGUCCUCUCUGCAGCACAAAUCAAAGAAGAAAAACAAAGGAGCUAUCGCAGGCAAGAGCAAAAGACGAAUUUCUUGCAAGGAUCUUGGCCGUGGUGACUGUGAGGGAUGGCUUUGGAAAAAGAAAGAUGCAAAGAGCUAUUUUUCGCAGAAAUGGAAGAAGUACUGGUUUGUCCUAAAGGAUGCGUCCCUAUACUGGUAUAUUAAUGAAGAGGAUGAAAAAGCAGAAGGAUUCAUCAGUCUGCCUGAAUUUAAAAUUGAUAGAGCCAGUGAAUGCCGCAAGAAAUAUGCAUUCAAAGCCUGCCAUCCUAAAAUCAAAAGCUUUUAUUUUGCUGCUGAACAUCUUGAUGACAUGAACAGGUGGCUUAAUAGAAUUAACAUGCUGACUGCAGGGUAUGCAGAGAGAGAGAGGAUUAAGCAAGAACAAGAUUACUGGAGUGAGAGUGACAAAGAAGAAGCAGAUACUCCAUCAACACCGAAACAAGACAGCCCUCCUCCCCCCUAUGAUACAUACCCACGGCCUCCCUCUAUGAGUUGCGCCAGUCCUUAUGUGGAAGCAAAGCACAGCCGGCUGUCCUCCACAGAGACCUCUCAGUCUCAGUCUUCACAUGAGGAGUUUCGCCAGGAAGUUACUGGGGGCAGUGCUGUGUCCCCCAUUCGCAAGACCGCCAGUCAGCGCCGCUCCUGGCAGGAUUUAAUCGAGACACCGCUGACAAGUUCGGGCUUACACUAUCUUCAGACUCUGCCUCUGGAAGAUUCGGUCUUCUCUGACUCGGCAGCCAUCUCCCCUGAGCACAGGCGGCAGUCUACUCUUCCCACUCAGAAGUGCCACCUCCAGGAUCACUAUGGCCCAUACCCUUUAGCCGAGAGUGAGAGGAUGCAAGUGUUAAAUGGCAAUGGGGGCAAGCCCCGAAGUUUUACUCUGCCUCGAGAUAGCGGGUUCAACCACUGCUGUCUGAACGCACCAGUUAGUGCCUGUGACCCACAAGAUGACAUACAGCCACCAGAGGUGGAGGAAGAGGAGGAAGAGGAAGAAGGGGAGGCAGCAGCGGAAAACGUAGGAGAGAAAAGUGAAAAUCUUGAAGAAAAGUUAGGAGACUCCUUGCAAGAUUUGUACAGGGCACUGGAGGAAGCCAGUCUGUCACUCAUAGGGGAACAUCGCAUUUCAACCAAGAUGGAAUACAAGCUGUCAUUUAUAAAAAGAUCUAAUGAUCCUGUGAUGAAUGAAAAACUGCACAGGCUGAGAAUUCUUAAAAGCACUUUAAAGGCCAGAGAAGGGGAAGUAGCCAUUAUUGAUAAAGUCCUAGACAAUCCAGACUUGACAUCUAAAGAAUUCCAACAAUGGAAGCAGAUGUACCUCGACCUUUUCUUGGAUAUCUGUCAAAACACCACCUCAAAUGACCCACUAAGUAUUUCUUCUGAAGUAGAUGUUAUCACUUCCUCUCUAACACAUACUCAUUCAUACAUUGAGACCCAUGUGUAA
Molecule: messenger RNA, 3141 nt
Organism: Cricetulus griseus (Chinese hamster)
Lineage: Eukaryota; Metazoa; Chordata; Mammalia; Rodentia; Cricetidae
Source: RefSeq, a predicted model, not a curated record